Molecule: messenger RNA, 1140 nt
Organism: Trichoplusia ni (cabbage looper)
Lineage: Eukaryota; Metazoa; Arthropoda; Insecta; Lepidoptera; Noctuidae
Exons: 2
Coding region: 220-1140 (306 amino acids)
Source: RefSeq, a predicted model, not a curated record
CAUAACAAACUGUAUGACAACAGAAAUGUCAGUGUAAUAGACAUAAAUCGCAUACCGUCCCAUAUAAACACCGUCACUCCAGAGAUCCUCGUCGGCCAAAUAUGGCUACAAGAGGAUGAACCCACAGCUGUAGAAAUAAUAGAAUUAAAUAGUUCUGAUGAAUACGAGCCGUCGCCGGAUGAAGGGCCCAAUCAAAAUCUGGAUCACGCCUGGAGCUACAUGAACAACGAGAGGCUUCAGCAAAUAGAAGACAACUAUAAGAUAAACAGUAAGGCUAGAGAAAGGUGGCGCAAAAAUCAUGAGAACCGAUUCCAUUCUACAAACACAGCUACCGACACAGAUAAUCAUUUAAUCAAUCAAUUAUAUUCAGACGUCGCAGGAAAUCAUGUGGAGGAUAACGAUCUGAUCAAUCGCCAAAUUAACUGUUUCACCAUUAUCAAUAAACAUUUCGUUAAUUCUGACACAUCAUCAGAGGAAGAGUUCGCAGACGUCGAAAUUAUAACUUCCAACGAUAUUAUAAUGGAACCUAAUAAUAAAGAGGUAAUGACCGAUUUAGAUAAAGAGACUCGAACUAUUUGGAUUUAUUCAUUUAAAAAUAAACAUUUACUAUCAGAAGAUGAUUAUGAACUCACCAACAUAGGAGGCAGAGAACUCUGUAGUUCUACAUCCAGUUCCAUAGAAACAGAUGAAGAACUCACUAAAGAUAAAAGCACUAAUGUUCGCCGAAUAGGAUCACCCAUUCCCCCCGCUUACAUACCUCGGCUCAACUUAGCUCCGACGCUAUCCACCGUUACAGAAGUAUCUGAACCCAUCAUGAAACAAGCAUCUUCGAAUGGAUCAAAUAAGUCAUCGAAGUUUCAAAAACCCAAAAAUGGAUGGUUUUUAAACGAAAGUGACAAAUUAGAUAGUGGAAGGUCAGUUAGUAAACGUGAGAGAGCACUAACAUCGUCAAUUGGAUGGCGCUAUCGCCACGCGAGAGACGCCGAAGACCAAAAAAACGAAGAAGACAGAUGGGAAGACACAGUCCUGAAUUUAGAAUCUCCCAAAUUGGUGAACGUAUCAGCUGAGGAAAACAAAAGGCUGAUGAAUCACCACAAGACAAACCUUUUAGGUUACAAGUCGAUGUGGAUGUCCAUGUAA